AGAAAAGUUGCGGGGCGGAAAGGAGCGGCCCCGGGACGGGUAGCGAGUGCGAGGCUGAGCCGGGUCCCGGCGCCUACGGCCCCGCAAUGGACGACCUCGACGCCCUGCUGGCAGACUUGGAGUCCACCACCUCCCAUAUCUCCAAACGGCCCGUGUUCUUGUCCGAGGAGACACCUUACUCGUACCCAACUGGAAACCACACCUACCAGGACAUUGCUGUGCCACCUCCAGUCCCCCCACCCCCGUCCAGCGAGGCCCUCAAUGGCAGCAUCCUUGACCCCUUAGACCAGUGGCAGCCCAGUGGCCCCCGAUUCGUCCACCAGCAGCCUCCAUCCCCGUCACCUGCGCACGGCUCCAGUGCGCCCACCCCCCAGGACAGCCUUGGUGCUCCGUGCUCCCGAGUGGGUGAGGAGGAGCACGUCUACAGCUUCCCCAACAAGCAGAAGUCAGCUGAGCCCUCACCCACCGUGAUGAGCUCCUCCCUGGGCAGCAACCUCUCGGAACUCGACCGCCUGCUGCUGGAGCUGAAUGCCGUGCAGCACAACGUGCCCAGCUUUCCUGCAGAUGAGGCCAACUCCAGCCCCCCACUGCCUGUGGCCCUGAGCCCACACUAUGGCAUCCCGGAGAACAACAGUCCCCUGGGAGGCAAAGCUGGGCCCCUGACGAAAGAGAAGCCUAAGCGGAAUGGGGGCCGGGGCCUGGAAGAUGUGAGGCCCAGCGUGGAGAGCCUCUUGGAUGAACUGGAGAGCUCUGUGCCCAGCCCUGUCCCCGCCAUCACUGUGAACCAGGGUGAGAUGGGCAGCCUGCAGCGAGUCACCUCCAGCCAGCAGCAGUCACGCAUCUCGGCCUCCUCGGCCACCCGGGAGCUGGACGAGCUGAUGGCUUCGCUGUCGGAUUUUAAGUUCAUGGCCCAGGGGAAAGCAGGAAGCAGCUCUCCCCCCGGGGGGACCCCGAAGCCCGGGAGCCAGCUGGACAGCAUGCUGGGGAGCCUGCAGUCCGACCUGAACAAACUGGGGGUUGCCACGGUCGCCAAAGGGGUCUGCGGGGCCUGCAAGAAGCCCAUCGCCGGGCAGGUCGUGACUGCCAUGGGGAAGACAUGGCACCCGGAGCACUUUGUCUGCACCCACUGCCAGGAGGAGAUCGGGUCCCGGAACUUCUUUGAGAGGGACGGCCAGCCCUACUGUGAAAAAGACUAUCACAACCUCUUCUCUCCGCGCUGCUACUACUGCAACGGCCCCAUCCUGGACAAAGUGGUGACAGCCCUUGACCGGACGUGGCACCCUGAACACUUCUUCUGUGCCCAGUGUGGGGCUUUCUUUGGUCCUGAAGGGUUCCAUGAGAAAGAUGGCAAGGCCUACUGCCGGAAGGAUUACUUUGACAUGUUCGCACCCAAGUGUGGCGGCUGUGCCCGGGCCAUCCUGGAGAACUAUAUCUCGGCCCUCAACACCCUGUGGCAUCCUGAGUGCUUCGUGUGCCGGGAGUGCUUCACGCCCUUCAUCAACGGCAGCUUCUUUGAGCAUGACGGGCAGCCCUACUGUGAGGUGCACUACCACGAGCGACGCGGCUCGCUCUGCUCCGGCUGCCAGAAGCCCAUCACGGGCCGCUGCAUCACCGCCAUGGCCAAGAAGUUCCACCCAGAGCACUUCGUCUGUGCCUUCUGCCUCAAGCAGCUCAACAAGGGCACCUUCAAGGAGCAGAACGACAAGCCUUACUGUCAGAACUGCUUCCUCAAGCUCUUCUGCUAGGCCCCCUCCUCCCUCAGCUGCCCCAACCCUGGCCCAGCCCCCAACUGCUACUGUGACCCAGAGACCUAGCCCAGGGGUGAAGGGGCAAACCCGCCUGAAACUGGAACCCGUGUCCUCAGCCGGUGUAAGAGGGAAUGGAGGCCCUGAGGGUCCCGCCUGCUCUCCUUCACCCCUGCCGGAGCCUCUCUGGCCCCCUCCCUCCACCUGCAGCUCUGCCCAAGCUGGUGUCGGCCCCCUGGCCAUCCUCCUCACCACAUACCCUGUGUGUCCCCAAGAACCGGCCUGGCCAAGCCAGCACCCCACACUGGAGCCAUUUCUUACUCAUAUUUCGGCAGUGGAGCUGGGGGAGGGCAGGCAGGGUCAGAUGGGAUCUCUUUUUAUCCUUAUUUCCCCCUGACCUCAUUAUAAUUAUCCUUGUUCUGAAAGUAUUGGGGGGGCACGCCGCUUCCUCCAGACAAUGCCAGCAUACAUCCAUCCAUCCACGGGUGGAGCAGCUGAGGGACCACGGAAGGUCCCUUCUCCUCCUCCGGCCCUUCCAGUUUCCCUGGGCCUGGGCAACUGCCCCCCACUACCUUGUACCCCGACCUCCCCUUUUUUAACUGCUCUCGUUCUACUGAGAAAGGCCUCUCCAGCAAUAAUGUUUUCUAGUCACUUCCUCCGUCUCUGGGGACGGCGUGAGUUGGGGAGCAUCACCCCGUGCCUGGACACUGGACCGACUUUGAUAGAUUUCUACACUGAGUUUUGAAUUCAUAUAGGCCAAGUUGCUUUUACCUUAUACAAGAUGAUUUUGCAGAGAUUUUAAAGACGUUCCCUUUUGUACUCUCCUCCUUGUCUGCUGCCACUGGUCCUGUUGCUGAUGGUGGCAUUUGGCGUGGAGUCUGCUUUGUACUGAGAGCUUGGGGUGGGGAAGCAAUUUAUAUUGAUGUUUUUUUCUUAGCACUAGCAGGUGAACUGGGAGCAGCUCCGCGACUCCCCUUCUUUCACUUCACAGCUCACCAGGACUGUUUUAUAAACUGCUGUAUCUUGAAACCCCUUUCUACUGCCCAGGCCAAUAAGCUCUUAGACUGGCCUGAGGGUGUCUUGUCCUUUGGGCCCUAGAAUUCAGAACCCUGUCUGUCCUGUUCCUGGUGGGAGGAGAAGGGGGAAGUGCACUUUGGGGUGCUAUUUCCCAUCUCAGUAAGCCAUUUGGAGCUCCCGCUCUGCUGUGAACUUUCUGGCAACACAGAGAACCCACAGAAUGUUCUCAGCCUCCUCACCACUCCUCUGGGGCUCGCUCUUCUGCCUCUCAGGAAAGCUGAGAUCUGGUUUUGACCAUAAAGGCCUCUUUGGCUCUUGAUUCCACUGGGCGCAUCACUUCCCAAAUGUCUUGCCCUCCCUGGGGCCUGGGUGCAGGUUCUCCUUUUUAGGUGAGUUCGACACCAGGAGAUCUAGGAAGAAAUGGUCCUGGUUGUUGCGGGGGGGCCUGCUAGGACUUGGGACAGAGAGACAGGGUCCUGGGCUGACACAGAGCUUUCUUCCCCAAGGAGGAUACAGGAGCAGGCCAGCCCUGGGGUCUCUGGUCAGCAGGAAGGGGCCCCAGAGGGGUCUAAAGUGAGGAAACUCCACCCUACUAGCCUCAUAGCAGAGGCUGAAUGCCCUGGGGUCUCAGAGGAGGUCCCUCCUCCGAUGCAGGGCUGGAAGCCCAGCUCUGGGAAGGUCAGCUGGUGGUCUCCACCUCCACCCAUGGGCCUUAUUGCUCUGUUUACAGUGACCCGCCCCAGCCCUCCCCCGGGGGACUGGGGCUUCUGGGGUCCACCCUCUGAGUCAAUGAUUAUUUGAUGAUUUGAUUUUGAUUUUUUUUUUUUUUCUAUAAACUUAUAACCUGGCUUUCCUCCAUUUCAAUUCCUGUGAUUUCUGCCAAUAAAUUUGCCAUUAUUUUCACCUGUGCUAGUGCCUUUUCUUU
Trichechus manatus latirostris (Florida manatee) is the source of this 3687-nucleotide messenger RNA. RefSeq names its product paxillin (gene PXN). The transcript is spliced from 11 exons. The coding region runs from base 87 to 1745 and encodes 552 amino acids. NCBI's taxonomy places the organism in Eukaryota, Metazoa, Chordata, Mammalia, Sirenia, Trichechidae. The record is from RefSeq and is a predicted model, not a curated record. Gene Ontology annotation, biological process: substrate adhesion-dependent cell spreading; transforming growth factor beta receptor signaling pathway; endothelial cell migration.